AUGGAUUUUGGUAAUACUAUUGUGGAAAAAAAUGAAUCCUCAAGCCAAGACCGUGCCAAAGCUAUGAUUUUCCUUCGUCAUCAUUUAGAUGAAGGAUUAAAAAUAGAGUAUCUUACUAUUAAAGAUCCUCUUGUCCUUUGGCGAGAUUUGAAAGAAAGAUUCGACCACCUGAAGUUGGUCGUUCUUCCAAAAGCCCGAUAUGAUUGGCUUCACUUACGGCUGCAAGAUUUUAAAUCUCAGCAAUAUCGAGAGAAGGGAUUUAAAAAAUAUUCUGAACUUAUCGCAUGUCUUCUCUUGGCUGAACAAAACAAUGAAUUAUUGCUGAAAAAUCAUGAGUCCCGAUCAACUGGUGCAAGUCCAUUUCCUGAAGCGAAUACGACCCAAUUUCAAAAUUCUGGUCGAGGUCGUGGACGUGGCCGUAGAGGUGGCCGUGGCCGUGGACGUGAUCGUAGUAAAUUUGUGCCUCCUGAAAAUUUUAACCGUGGCAAACAACAAAAUGUUUCUCAAAAGAGGGAAAAUAACUACGAUCAGAAAAAUGGAGAAAAGAAAGUUUAUGAAGAAAAAUGCUACCGAUGUGGUAUGGAAGGUCAUUGGUCCCGUACCUGUCGUACGGCUGAACAUCUUGUUGACCUCUAUCAAGCAUCAUUGAAAACGAAAGACAAAGGUGUUGAGACAAAUUUCAUUGAUCAAAAGAAUGAUUAUGAUGAUGGUGAUGAUGUUGAGACAAAUUUCAUCGAUGUAGCUGAUUUUUUUGAGCAUCCUGAAGAUGUCAACAAAUAUCCCAUGAUUAUUUAG
Messenger RNA from Coffea eugenioides, 795 nucleotides. RefSeq lists its product as uncharacterized. The transcript is spliced from 2 exons. Lineage: Eukaryota; Viridiplantae; Streptophyta; Magnoliopsida; Gentianales; Rubiaceae. The coding region runs from base 1 to 795 and encodes 264 amino acids. Gene Ontology annotation, molecular function: zinc ion binding; nucleic acid binding. The record is from RefSeq and is a predicted model, not a curated record.